AUGAAGUGGCUGGUCCUUGCCCUGGUGUGUCUUCACCUCUGUGAAGGCAUUGUCAAAGUUCCUCUGAAAAAAUUCAAGUCCAUGCGGGAGGUCAUGAAGGAGAAGGGUGUUCUUCAAGAUUUCCUUAAAAAAAAUCAUUUUGACCCAGCCAGCAAGUACCUGAACAAGUUUGCCACCGGCUAUGAACCUCUUGCUAACUACAUGGAUAUGUCCUAUUAUGGCCAGAUCACCAUUGGAACUCCACCCCAGAGCUUCUUGGUUCUCUUUGACACUGGGUCAUCCAACCUCUGGGUGUCAUCUGUCUACUGCCAGAGUCAAGCUUGCACAAACCAUCCACUAUUUAACCCCAGUCAGUCUUCCACUUAUUCCACCAAUGACCAAACCUUCUCUCUGCAAUAUGGAACUGGCAGUCUCACUGGGCUCUUUGGCUAUGACACAGUAACAAUCCAGGGUAUUUCCAUUACUAACCAGCAAUUUGGCUUGAGUGAGACUGAGCCGGGCACUAAUUUUGUCUAUGCCCAGUUUGAUGGCAUCCUGGGUCUUGCUUACCCUGCCAUUUCUGCUGGUGGUGCUGCCACUGUUGUUCAGGGACUCAUGCAGGAGAACCUUCUGGAUUCCCCUAUGUUCAGCUUCUAUCUGAGUGGCUUCUAUAUUGGUAACCAGAUCACUGACUGGUGCAGCCAAGGAUGCCAGGCAAUUGUUGAUACUGGAACAUCCCUUCUCACUGCUCCACAGCAGGUCUUUGGAGAGCUGAUGCAGUCCAUUGGGGCUCAGCAAGAUAGCAAUGGACAGUACGUGGUCAGCUGCAGCAACAUUCAGAGCAUGCCCACUAUCACUUUUGUCAUCGGUGGGAGCAGUUUCCCUCUGAGUCCUUCUGCCUACAUCCUUGAGAACAAUAAUGGCUACUGCAGCAUUGGCAUCAUGCCCACUUACCUGCCAUCCCAGAACGGGCAACCUUUGUGGAUCCUUGGUGAUGUCUUCCUCAGGUCCUACUACUCUGUUUACGAUGUGGGCAACAACCAGGUUGGCUUCGCAGCAGCAGCAUAA
Messenger RNA from Sphaerodactylus townsendi, 1047 nucleotides. Its product is annotated as gastricsin-like. Gene Ontology annotation, biological process: proteolysis. Lineage: Eukaryota; Metazoa; Chordata; Lepidosauria; Squamata; Sphaerodactylidae. Gene Ontology annotation, molecular function: aspartic-type endopeptidase activity. The record is from RefSeq and is a predicted model, not a curated record. Bases 1 to 1047 code for a protein of 348 amino acids. The transcript has 8 exons.